Cinara cedri is the source of this 6663-nucleotide messenger RNA. Lineage: Eukaryota; Metazoa; Arthropoda; Insecta; Hemiptera; Aphididae. The record is from the annotation of a GenBank genome assembly.
CUGCGGUUAGCACAAUCGGUGAACUUGCUGUCCUUAAAAAAAAACAGGUUAUCAUCGUUUCAUUUCUCCGUUCUGAUUGUCAUUGCAUUUGCGUAUUUUUCUAUUAAUUUUUUAUUAUUAUUCUAAUUAUUUUUCCGCUCGUCGUCCAGCUUUUACUGAUUUACAGUAAACAUUUUUUUUAUUUUUUUUGUUUCCGAUAUUUUCCAAUAGACUUGUACGAAGAAAUAAUUUUGUUAUUUACCUAUUAGUUUAUUUGUUGGAAUUAUUGUAGCCGUGGUGUUCAAAUUCAGAUUAAUUUUUUAACUAUUUCAAAUCAUAACUAUUAUUGUUUGACAUUUCUUUCCUGAUAAGGUAUAAAUCAAAAUUAUUCCAAUUGAAUUUGAUUUUUGAUACAAAUCUUAUAAGGAAAGUUUUUAUUUUAUUUUUUAUUUCUAGUGCUAAAGCGAUUUAAUAAAAUAUGGCUGAAGGAGAUGCCGGAACAGAUAGUGAAACAAGACCAAAAGGAAUAGAAGCACUGAAACAACAUGUUGUCACACAUAAAGUAGAAGUAUCUCUUUGGUGUACAAGAUUGGCUGCAAUCGUGUUUACUUUUGCUUACAUCAUACCACUCUUCUGGUGAGAAAAUAAUAGUUAAUUAUUAAAAUUAAUGUCUAAUCAUUUCAAAUUCAUACAAAUAUAAUGUAGGUCAGAAAACAUUGAGUUAACAAUUUUCUAUUUAUUUAUCGUAACUGCUCUGCUUGUUAAUAAAUUAUAAAUAAACAGUUAAUUCUCUAUGAAAUAUUAGUUGGGUACUAUAAAAGUUGAUAAUGAUAAUAGAUAAUCCAAAUCCCUUAAAUAUCGUCUUAGUGUAGGUUCUUCAACAAAUUGAAUAAAAUCAGUAAAUUCCAUAAAUUUUUUCAUCUAAUUAUAAAUAUACAAUAAAAAAAAUGCCAUGUACAACAAUUUGAUUAAAAAUAAGAACUCAAAUUAUAACUACCAUAUGAGAUAACAUCAAAAUGACCAUCUACGGAAUGUCUAGAUGAUGAAUAUUGACCACUCAGCUUUACAGAAUACUCUAUUUAUCAAUAAUUUCAUAAUUAUGGCUAUGCAAUGCAAAUUUACGGGAAUUCUCUUAUGUGUCACCUAAAAUCACUUAGGUGUUACUUAAAAUGACUAUGCAAUAUCUUCUCAAGUUUCACUGAAGUUGCUUAUUAGGUAAAUAAAAUACAAAACCGAUUCAUGUUCUCAACACAUUUUUAUAUUAAACUUAAACUUUAAACUUGUAGCCUGUAUUUCAGUAACAAUGUAUUAAUAUUAGUAUUUAAUAGCAAUCAUUUAAUUACAUUUGCACCCAUGCACCCAUUGGGAGGGGGGGGCAAAAAAGGGAUAUGUCACCUUCUUAGAAAAUAUUAAAGGAUUUUGAUAACAUAAAUUGUUAUAACGUAUUAUAUAAUAUAGUAUAUAUACACUAUAUUAUACAAUAAUACUACUAUUUACCUUUAUAUAAAAUAUUUUCAGUUUUUAAGAACUAAAAGUAUAAUAAAAUGUCUUGAAUUUUACAAUGAGUUUUUCAUUUUAUAUUUUAUGUCUUAUUAAUUUAACUUGAUUUAUAUUUAUAAAGAUUUUUAAUCAAUAGUUUAAUAGUAAUAGUUAAUCAAUACUUUUUUUGAAAAUUAGAAAAAAAAGCAAAAUAAAAAAAUUUGUACUUGGCAAAUAUUGGCUAUUAUACAGUUCAUUCAAAUUAUUAUUAUUAUUAUUAUUUUUAAAUAAUAUAAAAUAUAUUUGGGUUCACUUACUUAAAUAUUUAUUAAAUAGUUCCAUGUUAUCAAACAAGUUUCCUGCUCUAAUAUAAGUGUCAAUUGAAAUAUCAUUUUACAAUAUUCAUUCAUUUAACCAAUAUAAUAUCAAGUAUUGUAUGUUCUUAUUUUUAGUUUCUUCCAUUAAAACCAUACCACUAAAUACAACUCUGUUAUUUUUAUCUGUCCUCUCACACAGUCUUUCUGCCAAAACCUUGGCCUUUCUGAAGGCGUUUUUCCUAUAAUAUAGAUACAAAAAUUAUUUUAUUGAUUAUCUAUAAAUGACCACCAUAAAGAAUUGGUAUUUAUUUUAGUUUUACUAUGAUAUUUUUUUCCUGUUUGUAAACAGCUUAUCUACUAAAAAUCUUGCUCAGAUUUUUAAGUGUAGCAUCUUUUCUAAAAUUAAAUUGUAUCUAAUUGGUGUAUUAGAAUUUGUUUAAAAAUUUUAUUUAAUUGAUGUGUUAGAAGGUCGUUUUUUUUUUUCAAUAUAGUUUUUUUGUUAUUGUGACUUGCUCGAAAAUAAUUGUAAACACUUGAAAUACUCACAGAAUACUUAUAUCGGCCUUUUUUAUACCUAGUAAAAUGUUUAAAAUAUUCAGGCAAUUGGUUUUUAUUAGAAUAAAAUUGUUUUGACCAGGAAAAAAUGCUUAAAAAAAAGUUCAAAUUUUGACACAAUAUUAAUAAUCGGGGCAUUUAAAAACAUGUUUAACUGAACUUUGUUGAAUAUUUUGUUAGCAAUGAUUUAUCGUUGUAAGAUAUAAUUUAUUAAAUUACUAUGUAUCCUACCUUCCCACUUCCCACCUACAAGAGUGGCAUACCCAUAAAUAGCAUCGGUUCUUUUUUUUUAUUAUAUACAUAAACCAUCUUCUAUACUUGGCCCAUUGUUACUAAAUAAUAUAUAAGUUUCAUUGCACUAUUUUAUCUUACAUAUAUUGAAUAAAAUAUUCAUAAACCUAUAGUUUUUAUGAAUAUUAGUAAAAUAAUAUUUUUUAAAUUUGAUUUAACCUUGUAUUUGUAUUGUGGUGUUAAAAUUUUCUUGAAUAAAAAAUGAUUAUCUUUUAUUCGUUAAAGUUUUAAUGAUUUAUGUAUGUUACUUAAUUAUACACUUAAUUAAAUUCAAUUGAGUUUAAAUUAAACUAUUUCAAUAAACCAAAAAUUCUAAAAAAAAUUUUAGCUAUAAAAAUAAGAAUUAAUAUUAUUUGAUGUUAAUUAGGUAUAUUUUAUAUUCUCUAGUCUUACUGAGCAUAACAUAACAUUAUACAAGGCCAUAAAGCAUACAUAUUAUUCAUAUUUGACCUCAGUUUUAAUUACUCAUUCUACUUAAAAUAAGUAUGUAUCGUUAUUAUUUUGCCCAUGUAUAAAAAUAAUACUCGAUUUAUUGUAAUAUUUCCGUUUGAGAAAUUUUUGCUAUAUAUAUAUAUAUAUAUAUAUUAUAAUUGUUCUUAAAUAUUACAUUAAUAUUCGUUAUUCGCAAUUACUUUAUAAUUUUUUAAUUUCAAACAAUAUAAUAUAAUUUAUAGGUGUAAAGCUCUAAUUUUCAAAAGUACCAAUUUGUUACUUAACUAAAAUUUUAAUACUUAUAUAGUAAUAUCUAAUAAUUUUGUAUCAAUAUUAAAAAGAUGAAUAUAAAUUUCAUACAAUAUUCAUUAGCUUAAAAUAUUUUAUUUAUACAUUUAAAUAAACGUGUGUUAGAUAUUUAGAAUUAUUUUAUAAUUUUAACAGUAGUUGGUUUUAGUACUAUAAAUCAGUUACUUAAAGCUAGAAAAUUAUUUGAUGGAAACAUAUUUUAUUCAUUUAUUACACAGAUUUUAAUUAAUUUCUUUGCCUUAAAUAGUGUAAACAGGUGUUUAACAAUCUAUUGUAUUGUUCUCGUAUGACUUACUAACUGACUUACUAAAUGACUAUUUAUAACCCAAGUUAACAUAAUUUUAAAUUGAAUUGUUCAGUAAUUUAUAAAUUAUUUCUUUUUUUAAAUUUUUUUUCUCGCUUAUUUAUAAUAAAACAUUUAGUAACAUACAACAAAACUAGAAUAAAAUAGUAUAUAAAUAAUAAAUAAACAACACAUUAAUACAUAGUCUAAUAAUGUAUAUUGGCUAUUUAUUUUCUAUUACCCAGUAUUGUAUAGCAUCACCUGCUUUUUGAAUGCACGCCAUCUGAGCCUUUUGCAUAUAUAAAAUUGGGCUAUGUGACAUAGUUUGCUCUUGUCUGCAUAUACAAAUUAUAUUUUUGUUUGCCUUAUACUUCAAUAGCUUGCAAGAAGCUAUAAUUGGUCAUUGCAUCUUAUAUUGUCACUAUAUCUAUGUAUUAUAUUAUUAAGACGUGAGGCGAUUUCUUUACAUAGCUAUAUCUGAAGAUUCACCAAAUUGAUUUGCAUGAUUAUUUUUUUUUAUAUCAACACAAGUUUUUGGUGUAUUGAUGGGCCACUUGAGAAAAGUUUCAAUAAUGUAUUAAUUAAAGUGUUAUUAGAAUUAUCAGUUUUCCCUUUGCAUACACACAUGCUCAUAAUCCCCCACUACUGGCUAUGAAGAUUAAGAAUACUGUCUACUUAUUAUUUUAUGGAUUACCUUGGGAACACAAAUGAAAAAAAAAUUGUAAUUUAAAAUAAAUUAUUUCCAGGAAUCCAGCAAGUGCGUAUUAUAGAAUUUUAUUGGCAAAUGCAGCUACAAGUGCAUUGCGUCUUCACCAACGUUUACCAACUAUGCAAAUUUCUGUACAGUUUUUGACACAGUUAUUCAAAGAAGAUAGCUGUCACUAUUUAUUGUACUCUGUGAUAUUUUUAUAUGUAUCACCUAGUAUCUGUAUCCUUUAAAAUACAUUCAACAAACUUUUUUUUAAUUUAAUUAUUUUGAUUUAAAUGACAAUAUAUUUUCCUUGACUAAUAUUUAUUUCAGUUAUAAUUUUGCCAGUAUUUUUGUUUUCAUUAAUACACUUUGCAAGCUACUCACUGACAUUACUUGACGUAAGUAUAUUACUACAUGAAUAAAUUAUUAAUUUUUUAUAACAUGAGAUAUUUCUCAAAAAGCCCUACAAUAUUUUACUUAUAAUUGUAUUCAUUUUUCAGCUUCUUGGACAAAACACCUGGUGGGGUGCUCGACUAUUGAUAUCUUUGGUUGAGUUUCAAUCACGAACCAUUUUGCGCAUCAUCGCCUUCUCUGAAAUCUUAGUUAUGCCACUCACAGUGGCUUUCUCAUUCUUUGGCAAAUCAGGGUUACUGACUAUUGUAUUCUACUAUCAUUUUCUCACCUUACGAUAUGGAUCCCAGCGUAAUCCACACACAAGACUCAUGUUUUCCGAUCUUCGUAUAGCAGCUGAACAUUUUGCAAACAAACCAGGGGUACCGUCAUAUUUGCGAUCAGCUAUUUUAUCAGUUAUUGCUACCAUUAGUCGUAUGGCUCCCAUCAUGCCACAUAGUCAAUAACUAGUGAAUUAUUCAAUUUGAAUUAUCAUACUUGAUUGGUUGAUGGAAUUUGUUAAAUACUUAUUCCAUUAGACUUAGACAUAGAUUAUGUUUGGGAUAAUUAAAAAAUAUUGCUUGGAUUUUUAUAUUUACAUUUUUAAAUAUUGUUGGUUCCGGUUCUUCUAUAAAAAAAAAAAAAAUAAACACAAUUAACAUUAAUUUAUAAUGUUUCAAUGAAAUUCCAAAUAUUUAUAUUUAAAAAUUGGCAUUUAUAAGUUUAUAAUUGUGGUCUAAAGUACAAGUAUUAUAUUAAAAAUUAAAGCAUAAAAUCUUUUAAUUAUUAUUUUAAUGUUUAAUAAUAUGUAUAACUUCAAAUAAAUAAAACUUAAAAAUUAAACAAUAAUUUUUUAUGUUUUUAAAUAUUUACUUUAUUUUAAAUUACUUAAAAAUAAAGAGUAUAUAAUUUUUAACUAUAAAUUAAAAACUAACUACCUACAUUAAAAUUAUUAGUGUGCUUCUUAAUUUUUAAGUUUACUGUGAUUCUGGAAGAAAUUGUAUUAUUAUAUAUUUUUUUUUUUAUUAUUAUUAUUAUGAAAUUAUAGUAUUAUUUAAAAAAAAAGUACUCGUGCAUGUCAAAAGUAACCAUGUGCAAAACCAGAUUUAAAUUACUUAGUUCACUUUUAUAUAAUGUGUGACAUAAAUAGUUUAGGAAUCACUGAACACACAAUUCUUGAUAAAAACUAAAAUUUAAUUUAAUUUCAAAUUAAAAAAAUAACAAUGUUUAAAUCGCUUAAACAGUUUUUACAUGAUGUCAACGAACUGAGAUCUUCUUAAUCUGUACAUUACAAUUUUCGUAUAGAACCACAGUUAAGAAUUAUGGACACAAAUAUAACAUUAUCCCUUAUUUAUUAAACCAAUUUUUAAGUUAAAAAUACUUUAGUUUUGUGCACUUAUAUUUUAUAUAAUAUAUAUAUAUACUUGUUAACGGCCUUAAAUUUCUAUAUAUUAAAUAAAAUUUUAAUUCAACUGAAUAAUAGUUUAUUCUGUCACAAAAAAUAUUUUCUAUGAUGUUGCCAAAUAUAAAUUAAAUACUUAUGUAUUAAAAUCUAAUUUUUCUAUAUUAAGUUUUAAUGUACGUACCUUAGUUAUUUAUCCAGUUAGGUACCUGAAUAUAGUUUGAAUUAGAUGCAAUUUAAUAUUUAAGAUAACUAUUUAAUAACAUUAUUUUUAACACUUAAAUAUUUAUAUUAUACUUUAUAAUUUUAUUUGCAAGCAGUAAUAAAUAUAUAAAGUUGUUGUUUGUAUUCUAUGUAAAUACAAAUUGUAGCCUGAAUAAAAUUAAGGUUUUGGUUAAUAUUGAAUUUGUUUUUAUAUUGAUGGCUACCUAUUCACUAUUAAUAUAUUUGGGUUUAAAAUUUCCCAUCAAAUCCUAAGAUUUAUGAGAUUUUUUUAUGAAAAAUAACUAGAAGCUGUUUAAAAGAAUGUGAUGGU